ACUCCGACAAUAAAUCAAGAAUAUGGUAAUUCACGACCAAAAAUCCAAAAUGUCAUGCAACAACGGCGAAUCGAACGCCGACCUCCACCUUGGAAGGGUGGAAUCCUAACCAUUGGACCAUUGAAGCUAGGAGAGCGGAGAUGAUGCUCGAUUUGAUGAUGCGGACUCAAAUAUUUGACAAUAUAUAACUUUGCGGUUGAAAGGUGGGGAUCUGUGGAGCUAGAUGGGUUGGUGCAUAUCAAAUUAGUCAUGCCCAUGCUUCAAUAUCAGGAACUUGAGAUCGGAAUAGUAGGACUGCAACUUUAACUACCUGUUGACAAAAAGGUUGUCCUAUGCUCGUGGGAAAAGUUAAGAGCUUUUAGAUACAUUGUGGCAGGACUCUUCUCGCUAGAGUACCUUCUCAACUGGUCAUGAACGCUCACUGGCAGUUUCCUAAAGUUAGAAACUUUCUGCUAGAUUUUUCCAUGAUUUUCUUUCCGAAUAUGAGCAUAGUUUAUCUCGUAACAUGAAUAAUUCAUACUCUACUUUUCGAAAGCAUGCAUGAUACAUUUAUUCUUUACGUAUGAAUAUUGGUUGAUAGGUUGGGACCCCUCAUACAUUUGAAUUAUACCCCGGGGUCUAAUUUAUCAGGUUCUGACAAGCAUUUUUGGUUACUAGUUUCUUUUCCCCUCGAAAGAUUUACACUUGUUUUCCCCGUACUACCUGUACCGUCGGUUCGCCUGCUCAAUAUUCGCAAUGAUGAUCCUUCAAGGUCACCGUUCCAACUCCUUGUCCUCGCAGGAAGAAUACAAAAUUUCUGAGUCUCAACAAGCCAACCAAUUUCCUCCAAGAAACCUCAAAGCAUGGGCACGCGAUGCACCCUACACUUCCCACCGACAAGCUAAUCUCACGCCUUUCAACACAAUGCAUAUGCCUCGUCUGGAUUCACCUGGCAGUCAAGAACGGCGCUCGCACAUACCUAUCUGGGAGCCUCUGUACAUGGAAGAUACUCCAGAUCAAAAAGAACAGGGCGGUAGACGUCAGAGUGGUAUGUCGGUGGAUACCAAUAGCUUGAGAGUGGAUUUGAAGAACCCCUUCUCUGCAGCUGAUGGAGAUGAUGGUAUAGAUCAUGGUUGUUGUGCUUGGAAGUUGUGUUUGACAUUUAUGACUGCCAACUGGAUGUCUCGUGCGAUGUGAGAUAAUGAUUCGAGUAUUAUGGUCUGCUUAAUAAUUUGGUAUUCAGAAGAAAUGGGGAAAAAGGUCACUGCACGUAUCAGAUCAUCCGUUUGGGGCACUGAAUAGAUGGAUUGGUUACUCCCCAGAAUAUGGUUAAUCACAGCAUCAGAGUGGAAAAUUGAUGAUGGUUUCUCAUGUUAGGUGUAUGAUACUAGAGCUGGAGACUCAUUAAGGAAACUGUCGGUACAUCAUGUGAUCAACCUCGAAAGGGAGGCCGUACAUAAAGGGAGCCGUGCGACUAGUGCCUUCUAGGCCGUACCCCUUUCAAUACAAAUAGG
Sclerotinia trifoliorum is the source of this 1493-nucleotide messenger RNA. Lineage: Eukaryota; Fungi; Ascomycota; Leotiomycetes; Helotiales; Sclerotiniaceae. The record is from the annotation of a GenBank genome assembly.